Molecule: messenger RNA, 355 nt
Organism: Racocetra persica
Lineage: Eukaryota; Fungi; Glomeromycota; Glomeromycetes; Diversisporales; Gigasporaceae
Source: the annotation of a GenBank genome assembly
AUGUCUUUCUUGCGUUCAAUUCUUUUGAAUAGGUCAUCAUUUCAUCUUCCAUCAUCCGAAAUUUCGAUAAGCAAGAUAGCGUUUGCUACAUUAAUAUUUCGCCAAUACUCUCAAAAUAAGCAAAAAUCUAUACCACCACCUAGAGGUUCUAUUACCACACACAAAGAAUUUCUAGAAAAAAUCGGUCGUGAUUGUGGUUCUUUAGCUGAUAAAUUUCGGGAUUGGGACCAUCUAUUCACCGCUUCGUCGGGAGAAAUGAAAGAUGUUUUGGAAUUACCUACUAGACAACGACGAUGGAUUCUUGCGUGGACACAACAUUAUAGAGACGGUUUAGAUCCUUAUAAUAUUCCAAUUC